GUGGAGGCUGAACCUGCCCAGGUUCUGUUAAAACCUUUUCUUGUUUAGGUCUGAAGAUGUGAUUGCAGUUCUCCCUCCACCCCAGUACUCUUGAGAAAACCCAAAUUGUGUUUCCGUCUGUUUUUCUAUUGUGAUAUGGAAGAAAGCGAAGAUGUGCCAAAAGAUUUUAUCAAGCUCAAGUCCGAAAAACUCUCUGUAGAUGAAGUGUCAGAGCUGGUUGUUUCACCAUACUGUGGGGCAGUGUCUCUGUUCAUUGGUACUACAAGAAAUAAUUUUGAAGGAAAGAAAGUGAUUCACUUAGAAUAUGAAGCCUAUACUUCAAUGGCAGAGACUGAAAUAAAGAAAAUCUGCAGAGAUGUUAGACAGAAAUGGCCUUCAGUCAAACAUAUUGCAGUGCACCAUAGACUUGGUGUGGUUCCAAUAACUGAAGCAAGUGUAAUUAUUGCAGUCUCCUCUCCGCACAGAGCAGAAUCCCUUGAAGCUGUAAUGUACUGCAUCAAUACCUUAAAAGCAUGUGUCCCAAUAUGGAAAAAGGAGAUUUAUGAGGAUGAAUAUUCUUGGAAAGAAAACAAGGAAUGCUUUUGGGCAAAUUCAGAAAAAUAAUUGUACUCUUUUGAAAAUAAAGUGUUACUCUUCCUAAUGA
Molecule: messenger RNA, 643 nt
Organism: Onychostruthus taczanowskii (white-rumped snowfinch)
Lineage: Eukaryota; Metazoa; Chordata; Aves; Passeriformes; Passeridae
Product: molybdopterin synthase catalytic subunit
Exons: 6
Coding region: 136-603 (155 amino acids)
Biological process (GO): Mo-molybdopterin cofactor biosynthetic process
Cellular component (GO): cytosol
Molecular function (GO): molybdopterin synthase activity
Source: RefSeq, a predicted model, not a curated record